Messenger RNA from Talaromyces rugulosus, 1473 nucleotides. RefSeq lists its product as uncharacterized. The record is from RefSeq and is a predicted model, not a curated record. The transcript is spliced from 6 exons. The annotation marks the transcript as partial. Gene Ontology annotation, biological process: mitotic cell cycle. Gene Ontology annotation, cellular component: mitotic spindle; DASH complex. NCBI's taxonomy places the organism in Eukaryota, Fungi, Ascomycota, Eurotiomycetes, Eurotiales, Trichocomaceae.
UGUGCCACAUUCUUUACCAACCCAAAGCUCGACUAUAAGCCCACCGCCAAUAGCACGUUGUGCCAGACGACCACGAAAUCACGAAAUACUACCGUCAUGACUUCAGCAACCGCUGCCGAGGAGAUGGAGCGACUCCAGCUUUCCGACGGAGAUACCGAAGAACUGUGGAACUCCCCAUCCCAACGGCGCACGAAACCAAUCAGCCAGAAGACCUCUACGACACCAGAGGAGCGAACGCAGCAUCGGGACAGCGAAUUCGUGUACGGCCGAGAGGAGGCCCGGGAGCAAGCGCUGCGCAAUGAAUUGCAACGGGUGAGGACCGUCAACCAAGCCAUUGAGGGGGUUUUGGAGAGUCUCCAACGAGCUCGGGGAAACAUGGAGACUGUUUCCCGGACCGUCGACUCUGCUUCAACAUUAAUGAAUACCUGGACUCGGAUCCUGUCGCAAACAGAGCACAACCAGAGACUACUUUUGAACCCCCAAUGGCAAGGCGCCACCCACGACAUAUCUGAGAUGGAGAACGAGGCGUUAGCGAAACAACAAGCCGCCGAGCGGAGAGAAAGGGAGCUUCAAGAACGCAGGGAGGCGGCUCGAAGAGCGGAAGAAGACAAGAAGCGAACCGACAGUGCUACGGCGACUAGCAGAGGCCGUGCCACAUCUAGAGGAAGGGUAGUACGCGGAGGGUUGGGCAGGUCCACGAGUGUUUCCUCCAAGAGCAAGCCAGGCACCCAAACCACCUCGUCGACAUCAACACGACGGCCAGUCAGCGGUAUCGCGCGAGGCGGAGGGACAACUCGCGGCCGUGAACACCAGCCGAUCACCAUGAAUUUCGCUCCUUACCAAGACGACUCGCCCGAAGUCGAACGAGCACUCUCUCCGCCCCCAUUCGCCGACCCGUUCAAUCGUACCAAAUCACCGCCAGCUCAACAACAACAACAACAACAACAACAGCAGCAGCAGCAACAGCGAUCAACACCGUCCCCUCAGCCAAAGCAGGCACCGCCAAAUUAUUACUCUCAUCCAAAUACCAACAAUGGAUACAUUGAUUACAGCGCGUCCUCGAGCGGGUUUGGAAACACGCCGGCCUCCGACAGUCCGUUACAUCAACAAGACUACGGUGGACGGGCAGACCUCGGCGCGUUUGAUACCAGUUUACCAUUGAGAAUGGAUUAUGAGGCUAUGCUGGCAUACAUAUUAUUGCCACCUGCCGGUGGUGUCGCUUUGUUGUUGCUCGAGCACAAGAGUGACUAUGUCCGGUUUCACGCAUGGCAAUCAAGCAUGCUGUUUAGCGCUAUAUUCGUCCUUCAUCUGAUUUUUUCCUGGUCAAGCGUAAUCUCGUGGCUCAUGUUUAUUGGAGAUAUUGCCCUCAUUGCAUUCUUGAGUCUUCAUGCCUAUCAAGACGUUGACUCCCUCGAGCACUACGAAGUCCCCUUGUUCGGCCGUCUGGCAAAUUCAUUUGUAGACGAUGAAUAA